GUAGGUUACUUGGUCUCGCGCACACAUAUCAGUAUAUUACAUAGGACAUAUUCUCUCUCUCUCUCUCUCUCUCUAGGCUCUAGCUUGCUUAGUAGCUUCCCCUAUCUUUUGUCUUUAAUCUGUAAAAGUAGGAAUUGGAUGCUUCUUUUAACUGUUUUAUGCAAUUUCCCAUUCUUGCUAUGUUGCUAUUGCUUGUACAAUUAGUAUUCCCAUCAUAAACAUUUCAUGAAUCACCAAACCGGGCAGAAUCUUUUGACCCAUUCUAGUUUCUGCAUAAAUUCAUUCAGAAUUUGAUUCUUUUUGCCAAAAAACUGUCUUGUAAUAUCGGCCAAGUCAUUGAAGGGUUUCGGUGUCUGCCCUUUUUGAAUUUAAACCUCUUUAAAAAGAAUCUCCUUAUAAAUUCCAUACCCAUAAGAACUCCAUUCCUCCUUUGUUUCUUUGAAGGUUUGAAAUGUUUGUUAAUGAUGCACAUAGUAUAGGAUCAAGUCAAGAUAUACCCAUUUCUUUGUUUUUGGGUUGGGAAUCUUGGGGGUUUUGUUUAUUUUAUUGGAUAAAUAAAAAAAAGGAAUCUGCUUUCUUUUUGGGUAAUCACAGCAAGCUGUAGCUUAGCAACAACUACUGUCCAUUCACUCCAUCUUUCUCUACUUUACUUUAUGCUCUGAAAGGUUAACACUUUCUUGUCUGUUACAAUUUACUUUUCAUCCUUUGAUCAUCAUGGCAUUUUGAAGGGUAAGUAGAGGUGUUGGUAUGUUGUAAGAUAUUAUGCCCUGCUACACUGGAUUUCACUCCUAUUCUUUUGUCCAUGGGAGGGUUUCUUUUGUACUGUAAAGCUGCCAUUUUGUUCCUUGUUGAGUCUUGCAAGAUAUGAGUAACCCUAAGCCUAUUUUUGGUCAAACCCAACUUUUUCAACUUUACCCCUAUAUUUCUUUCUGUGAAUCGUGGAAUGGGGGUUUCCUCCUUUUAAGUGUAUGAUAGCUGUUAGCUGGGUAGGUAUUAGCUUAGCUUAAGUUUUCGUAGAUCCUGUACUGCUUUUUUUUUUUUUUUUUACUUUUACUUUUCUACUUCUUUCUUCUUCUUCUUCAUCUGUAUUUGUUGAUUGAUAACAACAUAUGGCUUCUUCUUCUGAGGAUAAUAAUAAUAAUAAUAAUGAUAGUGAAAUGGGUUUCCAAUAUAGAGGUGAAAUGAGCUCAGGAUCCAUGUUCAACAAGUCUUCAAGUGGGUCUGGCAAUCCCUUCGGAUCGGGUUGGGAUCCACUCGAGAAUUUCGGUGGUUCAUCGGCUUACCCAGUUGGGCUUGAGAAUCAUCAGGGUCUUAUUCAUCAUUAUCAAUCUGGUUCAGGCAUUGGUGAUUUGGUCCCAAAACUUGGGUCUUUUGGAAGUGGAAGUUUCUCAGAAAUGGUAAAUCCCUUUGCUAACAACCUCAAUCCCGAAUGCGGGGCUUCUUCAUCGCCAAAUAGCAGAGACAAAAGAAGAGCCCCUCAUUCUCAAUUCAAACCCAUCACGAAUGGUGAAAGAGAAGAAAGAAACGAUGGGUCUGGUGAUGCCUCAGAGAAAGAUGAGAAGAAACAGAAAAUUGAACAUGAUUCGAGAGUAGGCAAGCAAAUAGGUAAACAAGCGGCAGCCAAGGAUAAUUCGGAUAGUGGGGGAGCUCCUAAAGACAACUACAUUCAUGUGAGAGCCAAAAGAGGCCAGGCUACCAACAGUCAUAGCCUUGCAGAAAGGGUCAGGAGAGAAAAGAUCAGUGAGAGAAUGAAAUUGCUUCAAGAACUUGUUCCUGGAUGCAAUAAGAUCACUGGAAAAGCAGUAAUGCUUGAUGAGAUCAUCAACUACGUUCAGUCGCUCCAACAACAGGUGGAGUUCUUAUCAAUGAAACUAGCAACUGUGAAUCCAGAACUGAACAUUGACAUGGAUCGCCUUGUGUUUAAAGAUUUGCAGAUUCUUCAUUCACGGGGAAGCACUUCCAAUCCAGGAUUUGGAUUCAGCCCGGCAUUAACCUCAUCCCACCAUUCGUAUCCACACCCACACCCACACGCUACAACUGCACCGAUGCAUCCUAUCCACCCUCAGCCCGCAUGGGAUAACGAUCUUAACAAUCUUCUCCAAAUGGGAUUUGAUGCUAAUCCUGGUAUCAACAAUCUUGGUCCAAAUGGUGGACGGACAAAGAUGGAUCUAUGAUAUUUUGGGGAUAUGGGGAAGUGAUUAAAUUUUCUUGAUAAAAGUUUGAAUAGGAAAGAAAAGAAAAAGAAAAAGACUCAGAUGAGCAAGUUUUCAACAAAAGACAGAGUCGUAUAGGUUGUUUCUCCCAACUCCUAACUGUUUGUUCUUCGAGUUUUAGCAGAAGAUGACUCGUUAUUUUUUAAGAACCAUGUACAUUUAAACGGACAUAAGAAGGAAAAAAAAACCCGGGUGUUUGGUUUGUGGAAGAUGAUGUUGAGCAAGGAUAUGCAUGAAGUUUAUGAGGGUUUUUAUUUUUUUUGUGUGUUGAAAGGAAAAAUUUGCUGUAAAGAGUGUUUCAUUGUUAGAAAAAACAAGAAAAAUGAUGUGUUAUUUUAUGAGAAAAUAUUGGGUGUAUUUGUUUGGGUUGGGAAUAUGAAGGUUUAGAGGUUUUUUGUUGGUUGUUUGUGGUCCUCAUAAAUCUUUGGAAGAACAGGAAGGAAGCGUGACCACUUUUAGAUGAAGUCAUGAAUCAUUGUUUGUUGAGCAAAUAUAUUCUGGUAUAUUGGUUUGUUGAUGAUUUAGUUUAAA
Lactuca sativa (garden lettuce) is the source of this 2744-nucleotide messenger RNA. RefSeq names its product basic helix-loop-helix (bHLH) DNA-binding superfamily protein. Gene Ontology annotation, biological process: regulation of DNA-templated transcription. NCBI's taxonomy places the organism in Eukaryota, Viridiplantae, Streptophyta, Magnoliopsida, Asterales, Asteraceae. Gene Ontology annotation, molecular function: protein dimerization activity; DNA-binding transcription factor activity. Gene Ontology annotation, cellular component: nucleus. The record is from RefSeq and is a predicted model, not a curated record.